AUGGACAGAAUGUUUGGUCUGUGUAUACAGGGUGUACUAACGCCCACUAAUCAUACAAUGCUAUUCUUGAUAAAAAGCAAAAAUUAUGAGAAUACAGACACAGCAAAACAAAAUGCCAAAGAGGAACUAUCACUCGUACCAUCUUCUAGGGAUAAAUUUCAUUCUGAAUCGACUCUAUUUGAAAUGGUAAAUGUCUCGAAGAAUAUUAAACGUAAUCAUGAGCCUGAGAAUGAUGAAGAAUCUAUUGUCUCCAGACAAAAAAAUAGAAGACUCGAACUCGAUACAAAUCACUACAAAAAUGAUAAGAAAUUGAAUAUGUCCCACAAAAUUCAUUCAGCGCAAUUAAACAUAGAAAUUCCCAAAUAUAAUUUACGUGUGUUGAAAAAACCAAGAGAGUAUCUAGAACGUAAGGAACUCAAAAGUUGCAGCAUCGAUUCUGACGAAGACAAAUCUUUCGAGUUUAAAAAGAAGAAUAAGAAGAAGGCCGUGCAAAGAAUCUUUAAUUCGGAUUCAAAAAUAAUGACAGAAAAUUUAGAUUUUAAUAACAUUUUUGAAGCUUCAAAUGUACAAGAUUCAUAUAGUACAAGAAAAGAAAAAGAGAAAUUAAAACGUAAACGCAAUGGUUCGUCAAAUAUAGAUUCUUCGCUUGCAGAGAAGAGAUCAAAAUUGAAACGAAAACGAAUCAAGAAAAUGGCAUCUGAUAGUAAUAACAUUGACGUAGAAAUGAAGAACUUGCAAAGAUCUAUACCCGUUAAGGAUGGCCGCAAAAAUAUACGAAAAGUUCUGAAAGACAAGCAAGUGGCGAAAGAUACGAAACUAGUCGCUAAGGAAGAGCAAAAGAGACUUAAACGUUUCGUUGAACGUCAAGCUCUGUACAAUAAGAUAUAUGAGAUGAGACUUGCCAAUGAAGAAAAAGUGGACAAGCUCGUUCUAGAUUUCAAUACAAAAACGAAACAGGAGCUUGUUACUAUACAUGAGAAAUUGGUGAAGCAUCUUAAACCACAUCAAGCGCAAGGCAUCAAAUUUAUGUGGGACGCUUGUUUCGAGUCUCUAGAAAGAGUAAAGACUACAUCUGGAUCCGGAUGUAUACUCGCACACUGCAUGGGUUUGGGCAAGACGUUACAAGUGAUCGCUCUGACUCAUACACUUCUCACUCGCGAGACAAACAUCAAAACAGUACUGAUAGUUUGCCCACUAAAUACGAUACUUAAUUGGCUAAAUGAAUACGAUAUAUGGCUGAAGGAUUUGGACGAUAUCGAAGUGUACGAACUGACAAAAUUUAAGAAGAAUGUUGAAAGAAGAAAUGAACUGCAGAAAUGGCAAAAAACCGGUGGUGUUAUGAUCAUUGGCUAUGAAAUGUUCCGUAAUCUUACGAAUUCAAAUAAAAAGAUACGGAAAAAUAUGAAGAAUGUGAUGUUAGAAUGCCUAGUUGAUCCAGGUGCUGAUCUUAUUGUCUGUGAUGAAGGCCAUGUAUUAAAGAAUGAAAAUACUGCUUUAAGUAAAUGCAUGAAAAGCGUGAAAACAAUGAGACGCAUAGUACUUACUGGGACACCAUUACAGAAUAAUUUAAUAGAAUAUCAUUGUAUGAUGCAAUUCGUGAAACCCAAUCUACUAGGUACAAAGAAAGAAUUUUUAAACAGAUUUGUAAAUCCUAUAGAAAACGGUCAGUUUGACGAUUCUACUUCUUCUGAUGUUAAAUUAAUGAAACAACGUGCACAUGUGUUGCACAAAAUGUUAGAGGGUAGCGUACAGAGAUUUGAUUACUCUGUUCUUACACCGUUCUUGCCGCCCAAACAAGAAUAUGUUAUUUUUGUCAGACUGACAGACACGCAAAUUAAAAUGUAUCAAUAUUACUUGAAUAAUCUCGCCAAAUAUAGAGCUGGUCAAAAAGUUCAAGGUCUCUUCGCUGAUUUUCAAGCAUUACAAAGAAUCUGGACGCAUCCCGUAGCUCUACGUCUGAAUGCAGAGAAAAUAGAAAAAUUAAAUGAGAAAAAACUUGAAUUUUUAAGCGAGUCAGAGGGUUCGAUAACAGAUUUUAUUGAUGACAAUACUACCGAUACAGAGAAUACCAGCAACAGCGAUUCGAGUAGUGACAGUGACGUUCAGACGAGCGAUGGUGAAAAAGAUAAUACAUAUGUUCUUAGACGUAGUACAAGAAAUAAUCCUGUGGAAUCAGAGGAAGAAACUCCUAAAGUGGUCACAGAAUGGUGGUCACAGUUUGUACAACCCGAACAUUUUGAAGAUAUGAAAGUGUCAGCUAAACUAUUACUUCUUUUCGGAAUUUUAAAAGAAUGUGAACAGAUCGGUGAUAAAGUGCUCGUAUUCUCGCAAUCUCUAUAUUCUCUUACCUUAAUCGAGGAAUUUUUAAGAAAAAUAAACGAUCAGACUCAAAACGGUACACCCUGUGACACCCUCGAUAAUCAUAUCGGAAAUUGGUCCUUAGGACUUGAUUACUUUCGAUUGGAUGGUCAGACUUCAUCUAAAAAUCGAGAUAUAUGGUGUAAAAUAUUUAAUAGUCCCACCAAUACGAGAGCAAGAUUGUUCCUCAUAUCCACACGCGCUGGAGGAUUGGGAAUAAACUUAAUUGCAGCGAACAGAGUGAUUGUAUUCGACGCUAGUUGGAACCCGUCUCAUGACAUACAAAGUAUAUUUCGGAUAUAUAGAUUCGGACAAAAGAAGCCGUGCUACGUAUAUCGAAUUCUCGCUACGGGAACGAUGGAGGAAAAGAUUUACAAUCGUCAAAUUACGAAGCUCUCGCUUUCGUGUCGUGUCGUUGACGAACAACAGAUCGAACGGCAUUACACCAAUCAAAAUGUAAACGAGUUGUAUAUGUUUGAAGGGUAUGAUGAUAGAAAAAAAUCUGAGUUAAAUUUACCUAAAGAUAGACUACUAGCAGACAUAUUUCUAAAGUUGAAGGAUAUCGUGAAAAAUUAUCACGAACAUGACUCCCUAUUGGAAAACAAGGCUGAAGAGGAAUUGAAUGAAGAGGAACGCAAACAGGCUUGGUUAGAAUACGAAAAGGAAAAAGAAGAAAAAUCGUUAAUAAAUCCGAUGAUGAAAGCAACUUCAUUGAAUCAGGAUAAUAUGCUUUUACAGCAAGAUAUGAUGAUGAACUUUGUACUGUCUAGCACUCAAAAUAAAUUCGAAUAUAAAAAUCGCCAACAGCUUAUUCGUAAAGAACAACAUAUUUCGCAGUUGAAUAAAUUGCUUUCGGAGCAAUCAAUAAACACGAAUAAAUCUGCGCAAUUAAGCGAUAUACAGACUAAAAAUUUACUUCCAAAUCAAAAUACCUCGUCGACUGACAAUAUAGACGGAAACACUGAUAAAGAUAAUUUCUACUACAAGUAACACAAGAGUAAUACGUCAGAG
This is a messenger RNA of Trachymyrmex cornetzi, 3369 nucleotides long. Its product is annotated as transcriptional regulator ATRX homolog. The transcript has 14 exons. The record is from RefSeq and is a predicted model, not a curated record. Gene Ontology annotation, cellular component: nucleus. The coding region runs from base 1 to 3348 and encodes 1115 amino acids. Gene Ontology annotation, molecular function: ATP hydrolysis activity; ATP binding. NCBI's taxonomy places the organism in Eukaryota, Metazoa, Arthropoda, Insecta, Hymenoptera, Formicidae.